Coregonus sp. 'balchen' is the source of this 5316-nucleotide messenger RNA. Lineage: Eukaryota; Metazoa; Chordata; Actinopteri; Salmoniformes; Salmonidae. The record is from the annotation of a GenBank genome assembly.
AUGAGCAAGAUCCAGGUGGUGGAGGGAUACAGGGUUGGAGGGAGGCAUGAGUUGGUGGGGUCUGAAGUUGCUGCUGCGCAGGGAUACGUAAAGGAGUUUACGCGCCACUCCAACGACGUCCUGCUGAAUCUGAACGAGCUGAGGCACCAGAACAUUCUAACCGAUGCCACCCUGGUGGUGGGCACUGCCCGACUGCAGGCACACUGUGCUGUGCUCAUUGCCUGCAGGUCAGCUCAGAGGAUAAUAUUCAUUGUCAUUUUCCUGGUAUUUUUUAAUUGUUCUUUUGUUAUUGUUCUUCUUGUUUUUUUAUUCACUCACUCCUCUCUCUCUCUCUUUCUCUCUGUCUCUCUUAGUGGGUUCUUUUACUCCCUGUACUCCCGUCGUGUGUCAUCCCCUGGAUGGAGUGGUACUGGAGACCAGGCCCUGACCCUGUCCCUCCCUGACUCCCUGGACCCCUCCAGUGUCUCCCUGCUCCUGGACUUUAUGUACACCUCCCGGCUGCCCCUCACGCCACACACCGUCCCCGGGGUGCUCUCCGUCGCCACCUACUUGCAGAUGGACCACGUGGCCGACACCUGCAGGGCUUUCUUGUUACACAGGUGAAACCCUUUCUAUAUAAGUCAAUGGGUGAGCAUUGGAAGGCUGGAGGGGUGGGAGGGAUAAUGGUAGCUAACAGGAUUAGCUGAAGUACCCACCAGAAAGUUAAUUUACUGAAAGAACGGUGACAGAGAGACUUUAAAUUAGGGAAACUUAGAUAAGCAGUUAGUUGCAUGCUUUUUAAUCUCUAAAUUGUGCUUUAAAUUGUGUGAGGCAUUAAAUGUACAGUACAACUGCAUAUUGUAAGGUUUAAAUAGGCUUCUAAGUCUCUCCUAUAGACGCCAUGGCUGAUAUGAGACGAUAUGAAUGACAGGCGUUACCUGACAGUUCCUUUUGUUUACAGUGAGAGGAUGAGAGGGACACCCCCUCAAAUGAAGCUGGACUCCACGGUGUCUGUAGUGUCUGCAGCACCCUCAGGGGGAGUUCCUCUCAAUCCCCCUGUCAAUGGAAGACCCCGCCCAUCUGUCCUCGUUGUCUCCACCCCCUCCCAGUCCGCAGCGGAGGCUGAGGGUCGUAUGUGCCGUGACUUGGCCAGGUGAGAGAGAAGGAGUGUGUGUGUGUGUGUGUGUGUGUGUGUGUGUGUGUGUGUGUGUGUGUGUGUGUGUGUGUGUGUGUGUGUGUGUGUGUGGUAAGUCCUAAAUCCUAUCUGUCGGUGUGUGUGUGUUUGUGUUUGUCGCUGUAAAGUGUGGGCCAAUGUGCCAUUGUCUGAGUUCAGCUGGAUCAUUACAUGAGUUCCUUUGUUUGUCCAGCAGGGUCCCUGGAGACUUCCGGGCCUCUCUGCAGCCAGGGACUUUCCUGACCCGCGAGCCCAGGUCAAAGGAACUAAAGCUGGAGCUUGAAUCCCCCCUCCUGGCCUCCCCCACCUCCACCCCUUCUCCAGACAGCCCGUCUCGCUCCAGCUGUCAGCCCAACUCUCCUGCUGAGUCCAACACCUGUAAUCUGGGUGAACCCAAGCGCAACCCUGACCCCAAAGCCUGCAACUGGAAGAAAUACAAGUACAUCGUCCUCAACCCUCUCUGUGCCAUAACCACGGUGAAGGAGGAGGAGCCUGAGGAGGGCCAGCAGCAGCUUGACCACAUCCCCACCUCUGAUAGGAUGGAAGUGACAUUGAAGCCACCUAUGGAGGCGUGGCCAAGGGAAGGAUCCGGCCAAAAUGAAAGGUGUGAUGUCAAUAUUAUGCAUAUUAUGAAAUACUGGUAUUUUAAAACCUUUAUCUAAACCUCUAAGUCUUAUUGACAAUAAAUGUUCUAAGGGAGACCGUAUUGGACCUUGUAUGUCCAAGGAGAUAGUUUAAGUUGGCACUGAUGUUGACAACAUGACUAUAUUAUUUCUUCCAGGCAGGGGCAGGCCUCCUGCUAUGAUGUCCCUGGCUGUAGCCCUCCCCUGGUGCCCCACCCAGGGCUGCCAGCCCACCCUGUGGACCAUCCCAUGGAGGCCCCCACCCACAAGGAAGGAACAGGUACUACAAUCUUACUACCUCACUCAGCAGCUGCAGAGAUAACACAUAGAAAACAUUUUUUCUCCAGCUAAGGAGUGACAGAUCAUACCCGUAUUUACACUACCGUAAAAAAGUUUGGGGUCACUUAGAAAUGUACUUGUUUUCGAAAGAAAAGCAAAUUUUUGGUCCAUUAAAAUAACAUCAAAUUGAUCAGAAAGUUUCAGAAGAAAGUUAUUUGUUUCUGCCCAUUUUGAGCCUGUAAUCGAACCCACAAUUGCUGAUGCUCCAGAUACUCAACUAGUCUCAAGAAGGCCAGUUGUAUUGGUUCUUUAAUCAGCACAUCAGUUUUCAGCUGUGCUAACAUAAUUGCAAAAGGGUUUUCUAAUGAUCAAUUAGCCUUUUAAAAUGAUAAACUUGGAUUAGCAAACACAACGUGCCAUUGGAACACAGGACUGAUGGUUGCUGAUAAUGGGCCUCUGUACGCCUAUGUAGAUAUUCCAUUACAAAUCAGCCAUUUCCAGCUACAAUGGCCAUUUACAACAUUAACAAUGUCUGCACUGUAUUUCUGAUCAAUUUGAUGUUAUUUUAAUGGACAAGAAAAUUGUUUUUCUUUCAAAAACAAGGACAUUUCUAAGUGAGCCCAAACUUUUGAAUGGUAGUGUAUAUACGUUUAUAUAUAUAUAUAUAUAUAUAUAUAUAUAUAUAUAUAUAUAUAUAUAUAUAUAUAUGUAUAUGUAUAUGUAUAUGUAUAUAUAUGUUUAUAAUAUACAUACAGUCAGAUGUUAAUAUAUGAGAUAUGUAUUGAUGUAUAAUAUUUCUCUUCCUCUCAGUCUCGCCUUGCUAUCUGGCACCCCGCCCAUUGGAGCCAGAGGCCGCCCGUCACUGCCAAAACCCAAUUAAGCGUGAGAAUUACGGCUUGCCAUUCUGUUACUCUGGCAACCUGAGUGUGAUAAAGACUGCCUGCACAGGUGAGGCAGUUAGCCCAUCACAUCUGAUGAUGUCAUUUAACAAACACACCUCCAAUACAUGAUGUUUCGGUGCCAUUUAUCAUCAUAGUAACAAACGGAUGGUUUGCAGCAGUUUGGACAGUUAGGUAUUAUGAUAAUGGCCCGUUAUUACAGAUGAUUAUCGCCACAGGUGUUUGGUGUGUGUGUGUUUCAUUUGGUGACCUUCCCUUGCCCUUCUUUGCUGCAGGAGACAAGCCGUACCGAUGCAACGUGUGUGGUGCCCAGUUCAACCGGCCCGCCAACCUGAAGACGCACUCCCGCAUCCACUCUGGAGAGAAGCCCUACCACUGUGAUACCUGCGGGGCCCGAUUCGUUCAGGUGAGGACCCACCACUGAUUAGGGACAGGGGUUGAACAGAGGAUGUGUAUGUGGCGGGAAAGGAGUGUGUGUGCAGGACCAAAGCGUAAGGUCAAACUAAAGUUGUUGGUUUAUGUUAUAGCUAUGUUAUGUUAUACGCUAUUUAUCAAUGUUCAUUUGGUUGACUUGUGUGUCUGUGGUCUUACAGGUGGCCCACCUGCGAGCCCAUGUUCUGAUUCACACAGGGGAGAAGCCCUAUCCCUGUCACACCUGUGGCACUCGCUUCCGUCACCUGCAGACCCUGAAGAGCCACCUGCGUAUUCACACUGGAGAGAAGCCUUACACUGUGAGUAUACUACCCACACAGACACACACAAACACACACAGACACACAAUGCACGCCCACAUGCAGGUACGCAAGCAUGCACGUGCGCACACACACACCUCUUGUGUUUGACCUCUUGCUACAGUAUACAAGCCGUUAUUCAAUGAUGAAAUAGAUUGUUGGUCAGUUUAAAACCACAACAUUAUGAUUCCCUGACUUUUUCAAUUUCCUCUGUCUCUCUCUGUCUCUCUCUCUCUAUCUUUCUUUCUCUCUCUCUCUGUCUCUCUCUCUGUCUCUCUCUGUCUCUCUCUCUCUGUCUCUCUCUGUCUCUCUCUCUCUCUCUCUCUCUGUUUCUGUCUGUCUCGCUCUCUCUCCCUCUCUCUCUACCAGUGUGAGAAGUGUGACCUGCACUUCCGCCACAAGAGCCAGCUGCGUCUCCACCUGAGGCAGAAGCAUGGCGCCGUCACCAACACCAAGAUCCGCUACAAGGUCCUGACCGACCCCUACCAGCCCAUCCUGCAGGCCUGUUGAAGGUCCUCCCUUUGACCCCUGACCUUUAACCCCUAACCAUAACCCCACAGAUACCAGGAAUAACCACAACAUUUAUGUCAAUCAAAUCAUGUUGUUAUGGUCCAUGGCUGUGUCCCAAAUGGCACCCUGGGCCCGGUUGCAUAAAUCUCCUCAAGUUAAUUUUAUCCUUAUCUGUUCCCUUGAAGUUUCCUUAACUUUAAAUCAGUUGAACAAAACAUUUUAAGGUGAAUUUCUCCCUUAAAUUAAGUGAAAAAGUUAAGGGUGCCCAUGAAUGUAAACAUCAUUUGUGGAGGUGAAUGUUACUUUCAUGGUUACAAAAGGAAAACAUCAACCAGCUAGCUACUUAGCUAAACAAUGGAAGGUGCACAAUCCAUGGCUACAAAGCUAGCUGGCUAGUUAGCUAUAGCUAUUCUGUAAGCUAGCUUGACGUACUAGAAAGUAAUAUAAACAAGUUGAGAAAAAAGAAACGUGGUUUAUUAUCUUCUGAAGCAAUUUGGUUAUCCUGUCUUGAUUGUAGAAGUUCUAUUUUGCUAUCUCACAAAAUGAAAGUGAUCUCUGAUGAGAGGUUUAGUCAGUGAACCAGGCCGUGUCCAUGGUAACCAGAUACUCUUUCUGCCAUACAUGCCUUCAAACUACAGUAAAACCCAUUAAGUAGGCCCUUACCUAAGAAAAUAUUUGAGGGGCUCUAUGCAACACCCUUAAACAAUUCCCUUAGGUAAGAGGAAAUUAUUCCUUAAGGUAAACCCUUAAGGGAAACACUUAAAAUGUUUUAUGCAACCGGGCCGUGUACCUUAUAUAGUGCACAACUUUUGACUAGGGCUCAUGGAGCCUAUAGGGAAUAGGAUGCCAUUCAAAACUGCCUGGCCCCAUCAAGCCUACCUAAAUGAGAGCUCAGCUUCCCCCUCAAAAACAUGAGCUCAAGCAUGUUUCACUCACUGGCUAGAGGGGCCAUUAUAACACAUAUACAUGACUAGUUGUAAGCCAAUCAAACCAUGAUGUUCUAAUAUGGUUUGGGGAAAGGCAGCGGCGCCAGAGAUCUGAGCUGAUAUGUAGAUAGCAUGUCAAUGCCUCUCCUCUGAGUUAUUGAGCUGGAGGCUGUCUCGGGCCGCUUUAAGCGUUAG